AUGGUUCGGCAAUAUACAUUUAUUUUUGUGAUAUUUUUCUUCUUUUAUUUUUUUUUUAAUUUUUCGAUACCAUACCAACACAAAUACAUACUAAUUACUGUUUUUUUUUUUAAAAAAAAAACACACACAAAAAUAAGUUUUAGAAUUCAAGAUAUUUUUUUUUUUUUUUUUUUUUUUUCACUGUUGUUUUUUAUUUUUAUUUUGGUUUUUUAUUUUAAUUUUUUUAUUUUUUAUUUUUACUGGUUAACCAUGAAAUCAUUAUUUCUUUUAUUAUUUUUAUUUUUAUCUUUUGCAAAUGUUUUUUCAAUCACAACAGAAGAAUAUGAUUGUUUAUUAAAAUUGGUAACAAAAUUAGAAGUUUUAUCACAAUUUCCACAAACUUUAAAUGGAAAUACAGAAUAUGAUUUUUGUUCAACUUCUAAUUUGACAUGUGGAACCCAAAAUGGAGUUAGAUUUAUGAAUUUAUAUCAAAAUGAAUCAUCAACCAAUAUAAUGAAUUAUUCAGAUAUUUCAUGUGUAGAAAUAGGUGUUGUAGAGUUUGGUAGAUGGAAUCUUUCACCAAAUUUUUUUAAUUUUACAAAUAGAUUACCCACAGUAUCUUGUUAUGAUUGUGAAAUUACAGAGAUAAAUUCAAAAGUAAAUUCAGAUUACUUAAUCAUUAAAUUAAAUAAACCAAUUUAUAAAAAAAUUUUAUUGUCAAAUAUAAUCAAUUGUAUAAAUGCAGAAUUUCACUCAUCAAAUGGAGACCCAUUUAAUUCAGUGGAAAUUGAAAAUGAUCUUCCAAAUUCAACUCUACAAUCAUAUAAUCAAUUUGUUUUGGGUGGGGUAGUUAGAAAAAUUCCAGAUUUAUCAAAUGUACAAUUUCAAAUUGUACAAUAUUAUAUUGGAGAACCUUUUGAUUUAAACUCUUUAAAAAAUUUAUCAACACAUACUUUUAUAAAUCGGGUAUCAAUGUUACCAACUAAUUCUUCAUUUGGUCCAUUUCCAUUCCCUAUUGAUAUUGAAAGAUUAAAUCCAACAAAUAGAACUGAUGUAUUACCCCAUAAAUAUUUUGCUUCAGAUUUAGCUUUUCAAAAACCAGAUGAUUAUUUAGAUCUUAAUAGUUCAAAAUCUGGAUCAGAACAAAUAGUUUUUAUUUUUAGAUAUUUAGGAAAAGUUGGACCACAUUUUAAUAUUGAUGGAAAUUUACCAUUUAAAUCAUUUAAUCCUGAUCUUAAAGUUUUAUAUUUUUUAAACGGUAAUCUUUCAUAUGUACCAAAUUUUGAUAAUGCUAAUGAUUUAUUUGUAUUGGCAUCAUUAACAAAUAAUAGUAUUGGAGGAAAUCUCAAAAAACCUUGGAUUAAGAAAUAUUUAAGAAAUUUAGAUCUUUCAAAUAAUAAAAUAACAGGUACAAUAGAUGAUUCCUAUUGUUCAACACUAAUUAAAGUAACUAAUAAUUCAAUGAGUGGAAAUCUUCCAAAUUGUUAUGCUUGUAAUUUAAAAAUUAAUAGAUUUAGAGAUAGUUUCAUUGGUAAUAACUUUACGAAUAUUGAUUCUUUAAAUGAAACUUGUAAAAUUAUACCAAAUAUGAAAACUACAGAAAUUAAAGUUGAAAUUUCAGGAGAAAUUUUAAAUAUAACAAAACUAUUAAUUUUUGGACAAAAUAUUGGUUAUAGUGUAAUGGAUAAUAGUUAUUCAGAAACUUUUGAAUUAGAUCCUAGUAUUUCUUUAACAACAGAGAUUCAAAAUUCAUUAAUUGUUUCAUAUUUUUAUACAAAUACUAGAACAAUUUAUAAGAUGACAUAUCAAUCAAAUGGAGAGAUUUUUUAUUUAACACCAGAUCCAUAUCCACCAACACCAAUAAAUGUAACAACAAACAAUGGGUUAAUAACAAUUCAAGGUAUUUAUUUUUCAUAUAAUAUUUCAGUUAUAAGUAUAACAAUGAAUAAUGGAAAACAAAUUUGUAAUGUAGUUGAUGAUCCAACAUUUUUCACUAUCAAAUGUCAGUUAUCAGAAUUACCAAAUCCAUCAAAGAAUGUUUCAACUUUAUUAAAAGUGGAUGAAUUACAAACUUUAUUCUAUAUAGAUUUAGAUGAUACAAUUGUAAAUAAUUAUAAUAAAUGUUUAGAUUACUGUAAUAUUGAUAAUGGUAUUUGUGAUUAUUCAAAAGGUAUUUGUAAUUGUAAUUAUGGAUGGAUUGGUGAUAGUUGUUCAAUUCCAUUUUUUGAAUGUUUAAAUAAUUGUUCAAAUGUUGGAAUUUGUAAUACAACAAUAGGAGAAUGUAAUUGUAAUAGUGGUAGAGUAUUAAAUGAUUGUAGUGGUUAUGAAUGCUUAGAUCCAACAUGUGGUGGUGGUAAUAAACAUGGUCAAUGUAAUUAUUUAAAAGGUAUAUGUAAUUGUAAUUUAAAUUGGUUUGGUGAAAAUUGUACAAUACCAAAUCAUUAUGUUUCAUCAGUUGAACCAUCUACAACUUUAGGAGGAUUAGUAAAAUUAUUUGGAUGGUUUGGAGAUUUACAUGAUAGACUAUCAGUUAAAAUUGGUAAAUUAGAUUGUGAUUUAAUUUUACCAAUUACAAAUGAUACUAUUAAUUGUAAAAUUGGUUCAGGAAAUGGUAUUCAAAAUAUUACAAUAGUUCAAAAUGGUAUUACAUGGAUUGGAAUUAAUAAAUAUUUAUAUAUAAAUAAUGAUAUUAAACCAAGUUGUUUAAAUAAUUGUACAAAUUUAAAUCAAGGUAUUUGCAUUUCAAAUGGACACUGUCAAUGUUAUUCAAGUUGGACUGGUUUUGAUUGUAGUUCACCAAAAAAUAAUGGUGGUGGUGGAGAUUUACCAUCAACAAAUUCAACAAUAAAUAAUAAUGGUUCAACUACAUUUGAAAAUCAAAAAACAUCAUAUCAAGUAUUGGUUACAGAUUUAAUAGAAAUUGAUUUUAAUGGUAAUUUAAUUUCACAAUACCCACUAUUAAAUAAUUGGAUAGUUAAUAAUACCGAAAUAAAAAAUGGAAUUUCACAAUUUACUCAAUUAAUUAAUGAAACAAAUUGUAGAGUCAAUAUGACAAUCGAGGAAUUAACUAAAUCAAAAGAUAUUAAUUUUGCAGGAAUAGAUUUAAAAUUUGAUAAAGGUUCUAUAAAAGUAUCAAUAUCAAUUGAAAAUUAUAAUUAUAAAAAUAUUUUAAAUACAUUACAAUUAAGAAUGAAAUCAUUAGUUACAACAUUAAGCAAGGAAGAUGAUUGUAAUGAUCAAUCAACAGAAAUUAAUUCAAAUUUAGAAAAUACAAAUUUAUUAAAUUAUAUUUCAAUUAGUAAAGAUAAUAAAGUUUUAACAGGUAGAUUUUUAAAUAGAGUAAUAUCUGAUGGUAGAUCAACAAUAAUUACAACUUCUUUAAUUUCAAAUGAUAAUUCAUCAAUUGAAAUUGGUUUAAAUUUACCACAUUGUUCAAAUCAAUGUUUAAUUGAUCCUGACUUUUCAGUAUUAUUAUCAUCACAAUUUAAAUCUUGUGAUAAAAAUAAUAAAUUAAAAUCUUAUAUAAUACCAGUUUCUGUUAUUUGUGGUUUUAUUGGUAUUUCAUUAAUUUUAGGAGGUUCAUAUUUAAUUUAUAGAAAGAAAUUUAUUGAAAAAGAUUUAAAAAAAAAAUUAAAGAAUAUAGAAAUGCAAAAAAAUAAAUAA
Molecule: messenger RNA, 3642 nt
Organism: Dictyostelium discoideum AX4
Lineage: Eukaryota; Evosea; Eumycetozoa; Dictyosteliales; Dictyosteliaceae
Exons: 10
Coding region: 1-3642 (1213 amino acids)
Source: RefSeq, a predicted model, not a curated record